Molecule: messenger RNA, 2352 nt
Organism: Colletotrichum paranaense
Lineage: Eukaryota; Fungi; Ascomycota; Sordariomycetes; Glomerellales; Glomerellaceae
Product: amidohydrolase
Exons: 6
Coding region: 1-2352 (783 amino acids)
Cellular component (GO): cytosol
Molecular function (GO): deaminase activity
Source: RefSeq, a predicted model, not a curated record
AUGCCUUCCAUCAGCCUAGCAGCGGCCGUCGCCGCGUUUGUCGCCCUCGCAGAUGCGUCUUCAGUACUUCUUCGUGGUGGUACGAUCAUUGGCUUCGACGAGUCAAGCAAUUCCCUGAACGUCAUCCGCAACGGCUCUCUUCUCAUUACGGACGACCGCAUCACUUCCAUCUACACUUCAGAUCAGCCCUUGCCGCAAUCAUCCAACGACACGGAAGUCAUCGAUGUCACGAACAAGAUCAUCACACCGGGCUUCGUUGACACCCACCGCCACGGUUGGCAAACAGCUUUCAGGACCAUCGCCUCGAAUACUUCGCUCGCGGAGUACUUCACGCGCUACGGCGAGUACGCUGCCGCUGGCCUCUUGAGUGCCGACGAUGUCUACAUUGGCCAGCUCGCGGGUCUCUACGAGGCCCUCAAUGCCGGUGUCACGACGACGCUUGAUCACGCCCAUCACACUUGGUCUGAUGAGACUUCGGAGGCAGGGUUGAAGGGCAGCAUUGACAGCGGCGCGAGAGUCUUCUGGUCGUACGCCUUUCACAACGUCACUAACUUUACCAUCUCGGAGCAGCUGGAAAACUUUAGAAGCAUAGCGACCAAAGCCGAGUUUGACGGUACUCCUACCACCUUGGGAGUGGCGUGCGACUUUUUUGGGACCGACGGUGUUCUCGCGGAUAUUACUGCAGUUGUCGAUCUUGCUAAUCUGCAGGGCCCUUGGGGAAACACCAACAGUCCAGAGGAUGUCCAUGCUAUCGGAGCACUCAAUACCAGCAUUCCGGUCGUCUUUUCGCACGCGUCAUUCCUCACCUACAAGGGCGCAUCACUCCUCCGUUCCACCAACCAGUAUAUCUCAAUCACGCCAGAAUCGGAGAUGCAUUACGGUCACACACAUCCUCACAGCCAUCUGAUCCAAGAUCAAGGCUCCCUCGGUGUCGACACUCACUUCACUUUCUCAACCGAUAUCCUUACGCAAGCCCGCCUAUGGCUUCAGAGCACCCGCCGCCUACUCUAUCAACAAGUCCUCGCAAACUGGCGCGUACCUACCAGCACGCCGAUGACUGUCAACCAAGCCUUCAUUCUCGCUACAAGGAGUGGGGGACUUGCUCUUCGCCGCCCGGAUCUGGGCGUCAUAACCGAAGGCGCCAAAGCCGACGUGGUUGUCUGGAAUGGCGAGAGUCCCGCCCUCCUCGGCUGGGUUGACCCUGUCGCUGCUGUAAUUCUACACGCUAGCGUCGCCGAUGUCGAGCACGUCCUGGUGGACGGCAAAUUUGUCAAGAAAGACCAUAAGCUAGUGGUGCCUGACUAUGAGGACGUCAAGACGCGGUUCCUGGACAGCGCAAGGAAGAUCCAGCAGACUUGGAGGGAUAUCCCAUUCUCAGCUCUUGAGGGAGAGUUUAGCAGCUCGGAAGCUCCCUAUGAAGCUCCUCUAUCGGUCGAUGUCCUGCCCGGAGGUGAAAGUGGAUACGGUACCACUGUCUCUCAAAUGGUCCAACGACUUCAUCGAGAAGCCGGGUUGCAGGCCUUCAUUAGCGCAAUAGAAGAGGAUGGGUGCGCUGUCAUCAAAGACUUCACGAACCAGGCUUCACUUGAUGCUGCGCAUGAGGAAGUGCAGCCGUAUCUCGAUGCGUCGCUUGCGCAAGCUGGAAGUAUCGUUGGUGCUCUGAACGGUGGGACGGCGACUUGUACGAGGCUCGUUGGUCGAAGCAAAACUGUUCGCGAGAAGUUUUUCUCAGACUCGUUAUACCAGGACAUUGCCGAUCACUUCAUUGGGCUUAAGACCGAACUUUGGUACGGAGAUGAACCCACCAUCCACAAAUCCGACCCUUUGCUCUCGAUCUCCAUCACAAUGUCCUCUCAGCCGGGAGCAAAAGCACAGAAACUGCAUCGCGACGACAAAAACCAUCAUGCGAGGCACAUCAAGGCUAGUCACUACACAAACGAACGCGAUAUGCUUCUUGGCCUAUUCGUUCCGGAAUGCGAUACGUUUGAAGCAAACGGUGCCACCCGGAUCGUUCCCGGGUCACAUCUGUGGGGCGAUGAAAAGCCUGACUUUGGAGAAGAUGGCCAAAAAGGUGUUGAAAACGCGGAGUUGAAGAGAGGCGAGGCAUUUGUGAUGUUGGGCAGUUUGUACCAUGGCGCUGGACAGUAUUCCCUGGAGAAGGGAUGUCGAACAGUGCACAUCAUGUUCAUGUGCAGCGGCGUUCACCGCCAAGAGGAGAUUCCAUAUCUAAGCUACCCGAUUGAAGAUGUCAAGACAUACUCAAAACUCGUGCGUGACCGUCUUGGCUGGAAGCAGUCGGAACCCAACUUGGGAUGGGUUGAUUUGAAGUCUCCAGAGUACCUCCUAGAAUGA